Messenger RNA from Myotis brandtii (Brandt's bat), 3855 nucleotides. RefSeq names its product NGFI-A binding protein 1 (EGR1 binding protein 1) (gene NAB1). Bases 278 to 1555 code for a protein of 425 amino acids. Gene Ontology annotation, biological process: negative regulation of DNA-templated transcription. NCBI's taxonomy places the organism in Eukaryota, Metazoa, Chordata, Mammalia, Chiroptera, Vespertilionidae. The transcript is spliced from 8 exons. The record is from RefSeq and is a predicted model, not a curated record. Gene Ontology annotation, cellular component: nucleus. Gene Ontology annotation, molecular function: transcription factor binding; transcription coregulator activity.
GAGUCCCUAGACCUCUGCUCAGCAGGUAGUGAGAUCACAGGCAAGUCUGAGCCUUUGGAUUUUUCUCUUUAAAACGGAAACAGUUACCCUGGUCAGUGGGAUUGUCAGGAAGUAGAAGGAGAUGACUUCUGGACAGGGCAUGGUUCCUUCAGUCCUGGCUCUGCUGAUGCGUCUUGUGUUGCACUUCCACCCGCAUGCUCAGUCCUGGGUGAGGAGUUUGGAGCCCGUGUGCUGAGUCUCUCCCUCUUCCCUUUGCAGGCUAAGCACCUCCACAGUAAUGGCCGCGGCCUUGCCCCGGACGCUGGGGGAGCUGCAGCUGUACAGAAUAUUACAGAAAGCCAACCUGCUGUCCUACUUCGAUGCCUUCAUCCAACAAGGUGGCGAUGACGUCCAGCAGCUGUGCGAAGCUGGAGAGGAGGAAUUCCUGGAAAUCAUGGCCCUCGUGGGCAUGGCCAGCAAGCCGCUGCAUGUCCGGAGGCUGCAGAAGGCUUUGCGGGACUGGGUCACCAACCCCGGCCUCUUCAACCAGCCGCUCACCUCCCUGCCCGUGAGCAGCAUACCCAUCUACAAGCUGCCCGAGGGGUCGCCCACGUGGCUGGGGUUACCCUGUGCCAGCUACGACAGGAGCAGCGGCGCCCGGGAGCCGCACGUCAAAGUCCCCAAGGACGCCGCGGCCGCGCUCUCGGUGGCCGAGUGUGUGGAGCGCAUGGCCUCCACGCUGCCCAAAAGCGACCCGAACGAGGUGAAGGAGCUGCUGAAAAGCAACAAGAAGCUGGCCAAAAUGAUCGGCCACAUCUUCGAGAUGAGCGACGAGGACCCCCACAAAGAGGAGGAGAUCCGCAAGUACAGCGCCAUCUACGGCCGGUUCGACUCCAAGAGGAAGGACGGGAAGCACCUGACGCUUCACGAGCUCACUGUUAACGAAGCGGCUGCUCAGCUCUGUGUGAAGGAUAACGCCCUCCUGACAAGAAGGGAUGAACUUUUCGCGCUGGCGAGGCAGAUUUCUCGAGAAGUCACCUAUAAAUACACUUACAGAGCCACCAAGUCAAAAUGUGGAGAAAGAGAUGAAUUAUCCCCGAAGAGAAUUAAAGUGGAGGAUGGGUUUCCAGAUUUCCAGGACUCUGUGCAAACCCUCUUCCAGCAGGCUAAAGCUAAGAGCGAAGAACUCGCUGCUCUCAGUUCCCAGCAGCCUGAGAAGGGAGUGACGAAGCAGAUGGAGUUCCUAUGCACCCAGGCCGGCUACGAGCGGCUGCAGCAGGCCGAGAGGCGGCUGUCCACGGGGCUCUACAGGCAGAGCUCCGAGGAGCACAGCCCCAACGGCCUGGCCUCCGACAGCUCGGACGGACAAGGAGAAAGACCCUUGAAUCUCCGAAUACCUAACCUACAGAACAGACAGCCCCACCAUUUUGUGGUGGACGGGGAGCUGAGUAGACUUUACCCCAGUGAGGCCAAGUCCCACUCAUCAGAGAGCCUGGGGAUUUUAAAAGACUACCCUCACUCCGCUUUUACUUUAGAGAAGAAAGUCAUCAAAACAGAGCCUGAAGAUUCAAGAUAGCUGUGAUUUUCCCACUAUUCUCUGGAAACGGCAUCAGUUUUAAGGAUAAUGCUCCAUCAUAGAAAUAAGCCUUAAUAACCAAUGUUGCCUCAUUCAGCUCCAACAGAUUUCAUAGCCAAAGCGUAAGGACUGACACAGUGGUCUGGAAGCCAGGAAGACAAAGCAACAGCCACAAGAGAGAAAAUAGAGAGAAUGUUGUAAUAGAAAUAUUGAUCCAUUCACAUUCCUGUGUGAGUCGGUUUAUGUGGAAAGGCUUACAAAGUAAUACUGUAAGCAUUUAUUUAAGAAUGUACAAUGUAUUUGUGUAAUUUAUAGAAGUAAAAUGUAGAUGUUGAGACCUGUUCGGUCCAGUAGAUAUGGAUACAGUUUAUUUUACUUGAAAUUUCAUUGUCUACUUUAAGCGUAUUUAGCGUAAAUAUUAUAUGUCAGAGUUUAGAAUCUUUGCAGUCAUAAAGAAAGUUUAAGUAAUGUAGUUAUUGGCAGGGUAGCAGUGACUUUGGAGAAAUGGAAUUUAGCAAAUACCCGGUUUAAACCAAGGAAAAUAUUGUGGAUUUAAUAUCUGAUGAAACUGAUUUUGUUUAGUAGGAACUGUGUCAUUUAUAGUUGUAAAGUGUCAUUUUUGCUGACUUAAUCAGGCACAUGUACACAAUUAACCAAUACUGGAGUAAAGUUAAAAAGAUGAGAAGCACAGAAGGCAAUCUUUCUUAACCUACUUGCCAGAUUGCAUCAUAUGGUCGCUGCUUAAGCUACGGCAGACAUAGGGAGCCGUUACUGGGACAGAGACCUUGAAACAAGUGGACCGAUGUGGACAAGCCUGGACUUAAACAUUGCUGUUUCUGAACGUGUGAAAUAGAUUAAGACAUAGUAAGUUAACCCUAACUGUGACAAGGAUGGUGACUGUUAACCAAGGCUGUACUAUAAUAAAGGAAGUACCGUUUUAUGUCCAGAAACUCUUCUCUACGCACUGGAGUCGGAGAAACUAGAGUCUCCCCAGGGGUCUUCCCACCCAGCCCUUCCCAGGAGGGGACAGUCACUACAUCACACGUGCAGGCAUGUUUCUGUGGCGGUUUAGUUGACAUAUACUCAUUAUUUAUUUUAUAAUUUCAUUUUUGUACAACUUUCAGAUUUGUGAAUGCCGGUGUUUUUUUAAUUCAUUUUCACUUGAAAGUCUGUUUUAAUUCCCCCUAUUUAAUUAAUGGGCUGUGUGCAUAUACGUGGGGGGCUGUGCUUCAGUGUUCAUAAUGUACUUGCACACGUAUGAGAAUUUCACAUUGGAAUUCAUACUAAGAAAACAAAUACUAUUAGAAAUUUAUAUUUUUUUCUGUUGGAUUAAGAGGAGACGAUAUUAGACAGCUUUACCUACUUCCUCCAGAUUCGUCUAAACCCCGAUAUUGCUAAGAGGAGCGUAUUGACUUGGAAUAUGUGUGGUUUUUGUUUCAGUUCUGCUCUAGGUCAUAACUACAUAAAAAUAUUAAGUCAUAAUCUGUUCUACUACAACUCCUCAGCCCAAUGUUAGAUGAAACAUCUGUGCUGGAGUUGUGUUCACUGUCGCAUAUACAACUGCUUUUUCAUUCUGAUUUGUAGACUAGCUUUACACAGAAACACCAGAAAGCAGCUUCUAUCUAUCAUAAGCUUCCCCUCCUACAUGUUUUAACUGUACCAGAGCAUUUCCCCACUGAAGCAGCUUUUUGGACCUUGCAACUCUGUUGCUAGCUUGAGGUUGAGUACUGUGGUUGUCUUGUUCACUGUGUGUAGAAAUAGUAUGAAUACGAUUUAAAUAGGUUAUUCGAUUUUUAAUAUUAGCCAUAGAACUGGUUAGUAUCUCAGUAGUUUCAUGAAACGUUUCCUGUAUUCUAAUCUAUUUUGAGAAAUUCUGUAGGUUUUUUUAAAAUUGUGUCUUACAGUUGGAGUUUGUACAUUUUAAUAAGCAACAAUUUUUAAAGAUGCUGUAAUCUUCCAACUAAUAUUUAUCCGUCUUUCAUGGCCAAACAAACUGCAUCUUUAAAUCCAUAAAUAAGUUUCCUUAAGUAUUAGACUUUUCUGGUCUUUCAAGUUUAGUGAUAAGAGGGAAGCACAAGAAAAAUAUCAGUAGAAUACAGUUUUUAUUUUAUAAACACUAAUGUAUUAAAUUUGCUAUACAUUGAAGCAAAUAAUAUAUAUUUUUAUUUGAAUUGUAUAUAUGAAUUGGAUGUUAUAACAGUUUGUGUUGUUUUGUUCAUUGUGUUAGAGGUAUUUUCACUGAACAAGGUCAAUUGGUUACCUCGGUAUUACCGCCAAUACAGCCCAAGGGGCCAUUUCUC